Procambarus clarkii (red swamp crayfish) is the source of this 1427-nucleotide messenger RNA. RefSeq names its product molt-inhibiting hormone-like. Gene Ontology annotation, biological process: circadian rhythm. Gene Ontology annotation, molecular function: neuropeptide hormone activity. NCBI's taxonomy places the organism in Eukaryota, Metazoa, Arthropoda, Malacostraca, Decapoda, Cambaridae. Gene Ontology annotation, cellular component: extracellular region. The record is from RefSeq and is a predicted model, not a curated record.
GCAGUUUAAUCAGUUGACGCGCAGCCUUCACCAGCUGAACAACUUCCUCUCUUCCAGCCAGACUCCCAGUACCGCUGAGGCAUCCUAUUCCAAUCUACCUACUAGACAUACAGUGCCACCUUACGAGAUAAACAGCCAGUGCCAGCCUACAGCUAAACAGCCAGUGCCAGCUUACAAGCUAAACCAGCCAGCACCAAUCUACCAGCUAGACAUUCAGUGCCAGCUUACAAGCUAAACAGCCAGUGCCAGUCUACCAGGUAGACAUACAGUGCCAGCCUACGAUCCCAGCAACCAGUCCAGUCAAGACAGCAACAAUGUCACAGAGUAUGGUUUGGUCAUCAGUGAUGGUGGUGGUGGUCGUGGUAAUAUCAUCAUGCUAUGGUCGUUCUCUCUCAUCUGAGGACCUUCAAGUACUCCCGCAGACGACCUCGCCGGCGUUGUCCCACGCCAGCGACCUGCCCGAGGACCACGGUCCACUGAGCACGCCCUUGUACCACAGCAUCAGGAAAAGGGCCGUCUUCGAUCCUGAAUGUAAAGGUUACUACGACCGAAAAAUCUGGGCCAAGUUGAACCUCGCUUGUGAGGAUUGUCAGAAUCUUUUCCGGAAACCUGGAGUAGAAACGGAAUGCAGAAAAGGUUGUUUCAAAUCCUCGAUGUUCACGUCAUGUGUAUCCGACCUUUUCCUGCCCGUGGACAAGUACCAAGCCCUUGCAGCCUUCGUCAGGGGCACAUAAAGCUUCCUCAUACACAAGAAACUUUUGUAGGACAAAAUGAAAUUGAGCAAGCUUACCUGGAUCCCACCUGGUGUCAAGACGUUACAAGAUCAAACAACCACAAGAUACAAGGAUCAUCAAGUUCUUCCUAGUCGACAGCAAAUCGAUAUUUGUAUUAACAAGGAUAAAAUACAAGAAGAACUAUGGGGGGGGGGAUAAGAGCUGCAUCUGGUGGAGGAAGUCAAUAGCAUGCAUGGUCACACACUAAUUGGUAAUAAUUUAGGUAAUUACACUUAGGUAAUUACACACACACUCCAGCCCUUGCUUCACAAGCUCUGCAAGUGAUUACAGCUUCUCUGUUAUCCUUCACUGAAGACAGUGGCGCGCUGGCAAGCAUUUACUGGAUAAAUGCUUGCACCAGUCUACUAAAAACAGCUCAAUAUCUCCAAUUCCUAAAUGCAUAUCUAGUCAUUCUCCAUGCAUGUAUUUAAUACAUAUUUAUUAAAAUAUUUGUAAACUAAGAAAUACUUCAUAAAAUUUAGUCAUAUUUGUAUUUGUCUAAAGAUAACCCGUCAUAGGUUAAACUAAUAUAACCCAACCCACACAUGAACAAAGUGCAGAUCUUUCCGUCCGUCCUGGGGUCAGAUUCACGAAGCAGUUACUUAAGUACUUACGAUCGCGUACAUCUUUCCUCAAUCUUGGACGGCUUUGCUU